CCGCAAGAAUUGUUGGUACUCAUCAGCCACGUCGGAUCAAUUGUUGUUGGGGAAGAGCAAGUGCAUAUAUAGGUCAUAUCAGGAAACUGUGCGAGUCAUUUUUUUGUAUUGUCAAUCCCGAGUUCGCGUACAGCAUAGAGCGGCUGAUAUAUUUGAAGCAUAUUAAAGCUAUAGUUCUACAACUCCAGUUAGCACUCUUAAAACAUGCCUAUCAUCGAAUUCGUCACCAAUGUCCCCGUCGAGCAGUUUCCCGAAGGAUUCGUGGCCCGAGCCGCUACCAAAGUAUCAGAAGUCCUGGGAAAACCACUGCCUGCCAUUUCGAUCUCGUUACGUCACGAGGCCAUGUUCCGAAUGGGCAGUGAUGCCCCCUGUCUAAUGAUCUUCGCCGCAAGCGUAGACAACUUUCUGGAUCAGGAGGACAACAGGAAGUACUCCAAGGAGCUCAUCGACUUCGCCGCCGCCGAGUUCAACGUCCAAAUCGAAAGAAUCAACCUAAUAAUGCAGACCCUAUCUCGGUGGCAGAUCGGUCUCCCUAAUGGUGUGCUUCUCGGCGAUAGGAUGAAACAGGCCAAAUGAAGCUCACAUUUUUGUUUUUGAAAACAAAAACACACAGGACCCCAACACACAGGACACAAGACCCCCAACGGAGCACGCACUCCGCCACUGCAAUUUACGAGCACAAUCCCCGGGGAUACUCAGAUUUGGAUUGGACGGGAUGUGCCGCCCCCCCCCAAAAAAAAAAGACAAAUUGCUCACAAUUUUCGGGUGUGUUUUGGGUGUUUGCAAACACCUGAAAAUGUUGCAAAUUGUGUAAAUUUUGAAAAAACGGACCCAUUUUUAAUGGUGUUUUUUUGUUUAAGUGCUGGGACCCAUGUUUAGGGAUUUUUCGCGAAAAGGCACACCCUCGUAUGUCCUAAUAUGUGAGUACCCCCGCCCCCCCCCCCCCCCCCCCCGGACACAACCACACGUUUUGCCGCACAAACACGGGCAAUUACUAAGACACAAUUUUAUCGCAUAUGCCUACACUUAACAAAAAUAACCCCAUAAUAUUUCAAUAGACCUACUGAUCUGUACAAAGAUAUAACACUGACACAUUUUAAUACUUCGAUCAGGAUUUUAAUUGGCAGUACAAAAGCAAGGGGUAAAGAAAUUGGCCUUGAUUUGAUUUCUUGAAAGUCUAUGCGACCGAGUUUAAUUUUUUUGUUAAUGUCAUGUUUCCCAAUUAUUGUCGUGAGAUUUUGUAGGCCUACUCCGUCGUAAUUACUGUACGUUUUUAAUUAUUUAAUUGCCAUGUCCAAUCAAUAUUAGUUAUGCAAAUAGUUUACAAAAUAUUGAAUGAUGCAAUAUACACUGACAAAAGAAGUAUAGUUAUGUAUAUAGCAUAUCGAAAGUAUCACAUCAAUUUUUUUUAUGUAGCUUUUGUUCGAUUUUUGUUCGAUUGUUGUCCUCGUCUUUUAUUGCUUAUUGCUUUUCUAUGUUUAAUGCCUGUUAUUUUAUUUUGCACAAAAUAACAUAAUUUUGUAAACGAGAUAAAUAUAAAUUUGUGCAAGUCUAGCGGAUUGGAUAGCCCAUUUCUUGUAAAUGCUGAUGUCUAUAAUAAUUUUUAAAUAGUUCAGAAAUCAUCUGUAACUAAAUUGUAUGUUGACUAAAACAUUUGGUUUUAUGCAGAUAAAAACAUG
Strongylocentrotus purpuratus (purple sea urchin) is the source of this 1679-nucleotide messenger RNA. RefSeq names its product D-dopachrome decarboxylase. Gene Ontology annotation, molecular function: phenylpyruvate tautomerase activity. The transcript is spliced from 3 exons. The coding region runs from base 205 to 576 and encodes 123 amino acids. Lineage: Eukaryota; Metazoa; Echinodermata; Echinoidea; Camarodonta; Strongylocentrotidae. The record is from RefSeq and is a predicted model, not a curated record.